Molecule: messenger RNA, 1119 nt
Organism: Mollisia scopiformis
Lineage: Eukaryota; Fungi; Ascomycota; Leotiomycetes; Helotiales; Mollisiaceae
Product: fungal cellulose binding domain-containing protein
Exons: 3
Coding region: 475-1119 (214 amino acids)
Source: RefSeq, a predicted model, not a curated record
GGUGUCGAGACGACAUGCAACAUUGUGCUCAUCAAGACCAAAUAUUGAAUCAUUCUCUGCCCAUUCCUCAUACGGUCCACGUGGAAGGUGUUCACGGCCCAUCCCAAACACCAAACACCCAUCCAUCCGCCAAGACCGGAAUCUUGGAAACCAAGAGAUCAUAUGCCCGCAUAUAAAUUACCCCACGAAAAUAUGCAGCCACUGAGCAAGCAUUCUCCAGAUUACCUGUCUUGGCAGUUAAAUAUCGCGGGGAAUUAUAUCCUCACAAUGCCUCUUCGGGAUCAGUCGCUCGCAUGAACAGUUAUUGUUCAUAUCGGGAUAAUUGAUUUUGUUGGCUAAACGCAUCGGAUAUUGAGAGACGUCAAAGUUACUUCCGUGCGGGCUAUAAACACGGCAGGGAAUAAAACAUGUAUUACUUGGCCUUCUCCCUUCCAUGUAGCAGUCUUCUCGCUGUGUCUGUAUGACUUGGUCAAGAUGAAGUUCUCCAUUGUUUGCUCUGCUCUGGUCGCCGUCGCCAACGCGCACUACACGUUCCCAGCUCUCAUCGCGAAUGGCGCUACGACCACGGAAUGGGAAUACGUGCGUCAAUGGACGGGCUUCCAGUCCAAUGGACCUGUGACUGAUGUUUCCUCUCUGAACAUUCGAUGCAAUGUUGGUGCUUCAACGAAGCAAGCGCCAGGGAUAAUGACUGUUGCUGCUGGAUCAACUGUUGGGUUCACUGCAAAGGCCGACAUCUCACACCCAGGACCAAUGCUUUGGUACAUGGCGAAAGUUCCAGAGGGAAAGACUGCUGCGACCUGGGAUGGAAGCGGAGACGUCUGGUUCAAGAUCUACCAGGAUGGACCCAACUUUAGGCGCAAGAGGGCUUCGCUUCCCGCUGGUGAUUAUCUGAUCCGUGUCGAGCAUAUCGCGCUGCACUCAGCCCAAGCAUCCGGUGGUGCCCAAUUUUAUCUCUCUUGUGGACAACUAACCGUCACUGGUGGUGGAUCAGGAACGCCAAUUCCAUUUGUUGCCUUUCCGGGAGCAUACAAAGCUUCGGAUCCCGGAAUUAUGAUCAAUAUCUAUUAUCCCGUGCCAACGAGCUACACACCACCCGGCCCAGCUGUGUGGACUGGUUGA